This is a messenger RNA of Pollicipes pollicipes, 555 nucleotides long. Its product is annotated as cryptochrome-1-like. Gene Ontology annotation, biological process: negative regulation of DNA-templated transcription; entrainment of circadian clock by photoperiod; circadian regulation of gene expression. The record is from RefSeq and is a predicted model, not a curated record. Lineage: Eukaryota; Metazoa; Arthropoda; Thecostraca; Pollicipedomorpha; Pollicipedidae. Gene Ontology annotation, cellular component: nucleus; cytoplasm. Gene Ontology annotation, molecular function: FAD binding; DNA binding.
AUGAACGCCAAGCUGGUGGCGGGCCACGAGCACCGGACGCCCUCGUCCGUCCACACGAUGUACCACAUGAUCCAGAAGGUGUUCCAGUCCAGCACCAGCGCCCACAGCCACUCGCUGAGCAUCUGCGUACAGCUUGUUUGGCGCGAAUUCUUCUACACCAUGUCGGUGCACAACCCGUACUUCGAUCUGAUGGAGCCGAACCCGGUGUGCCUCAACAUCGGCUGGCGGACGGACGAGCGUCAGCUGGAGCUGUGGGCCCACGGCCAGACCGGCUACCCGUUCAUCGACGCCGCCAUGCGCCAGCUGCGGCAGGAGGGCUGGAUCCACCACGUGGCCCGGAACGCCACCAGCUGCUUCCUGACGCGCGGCGACCUCUGGAUCAACUGGGAGCACGGACGGCAGAUGUUUGACGAGUACCUGCUGGGCGACUGGUCAGUGAACGCCGGCAACUGGAUGUGGGUCUCCUCCUCGUCGGCGUUCGAGAGUUCCUCGACUCGUCCGACAUCAUCUCGCCGGCGCUACGUGCCGGAGCUGCGCCGCAUGCCCACACAGUAA